Symbiodinium sp. CCMP2456 is the source of this 1674-nucleotide messenger RNA. Lineage: Eukaryota; Dinophyceae; Suessiales; Symbiodiniaceae. The record is from the annotation of a GenBank genome assembly.
AUGCAGCUGUCUGGGACUUUGUUGCUGCCAGCGGCCCCGUUACUGACAAGGGGAACGAGGACGCCACUGCGGAGCAAGGCUCUGCCGCCAUCCCUGACCGUUGCCAGUGCAGCUGCGCUGGCAACGCUAACGGCGCAUGUAGGGGUGCGCUUGCAGGCGAGCAAGAGGCCACCCUCGAAUUUCCGUCCUGGCAGACGAAGGGCGAAGGUGCAGCUCGCAGCCUCCAAGCACUACGAGGUCAUUCCCCGAGAAGGCUGUGCAUUCGGGGCCUCCGUGCGGGGCUUCAGCGUCAAAGAGGCCCUGAAUGACGCAGCGGUGAUGGAGCAGAUCCGCUCGGACAUGUACAAAUACCGGCUGCUGAUUUUCCAUGGGCAGACCGACCUGUUGCCGGAGGACCACAUUAAACUGAGUGAGCAUCUAGGCUCACUAGAGCACAUCCUUCAUCGGCCGCACCCGAAGUCGCCGGAUCCUCGGCUGCUUCGUGUGGCCAACGACGACCGAGAAGGCUUCAUGUCGGUGGGCACUAGUGGUUGGCACGUGGAUGGUGUAAUGCUCCAAGCGCCGUUUGCUGCCCAGACUAUGCACCAUUUGCAUGCCAUACCUGGUGGCGAUACCAUGUUUCUGGGCCUCAACGAGCUGCUGGAGUCAAUGGAUGAAGAGCUCCGGGCUCUCUGUGAACGCUUGUGGUUCGUGUCAGGUGUCGGGGAGGACCUGCAGCAGGGUGAAGGACAGAUGUCAAUGUUGCCCCUGGUGUACAAGCACCCCUUCACCGGGGAGAAGACCAUGUGCUUCCACUUGGGUCAGACAUACUGCCUGGGCUUCGUGGAGGAGAUCGCCUUGAAUGCAUUUCUGGAGGCGUUUGCAGACGUUAUGACUCGGGGAGACAAGCUCUUCAAGGAUGCACGCUCAUCGUUGCAACGGGUCCUUGCCGGACCAGAGGACAACUGCCCAUCCAAUUUUCGGUUUUUGCCGGCUCUGCCUGUGCAGGAUGCGCUGCAGAAAGCCAUUGACGGGAUGGACCCGGAAACUCACCGCCGAAGCAUUCUGCGAGUAGAGUGGGACAGAGGCGACUUGGCGCUGAUUGACAACAUGGGCUUGGCACACCUUCCGGCCCCUGGCACCCAGUCACUGCCUCUCAUCAGUGGACUUCGGGUUUUCCAUCGGACCACGAUGAUAAACCCAGAGGCAGUGGUCCGAAACCUUCGAGGUGCUCCGUCUGUUCUGCUCGGAGGCAAGAGGCGAGACGGCCCGAUAUCAGACGAAGCCGUUGAGGAUUUGGAUGCCAUGGGUGCUAUUCUCCGAGCUCUGAUGGCAGCGGCACCCAUAAACGAAGACGAGUUGGGAGGCGACCAGAGAGGUGGGGAUUUGCAGAUUCCAAAGAACGUGCCGGCAAGAGAGGAAGCUUUGCGGGCUCUAGAAGAAGCCCAGCAACCUCUAGACAUGCUGAAAGACGUGGAUGCAGAGCUGCAGGCCGCCACAAACCAAGGCAAGGAGACCCUCACGAAGACGCUGAAGAGGCUGAUGAUGGAGUACCAUCCUGAUCGGAACCAGAAUCGCGAGAAGGAGAUCAUCCCCAUAUUCAAGCCACCGGCCAGCCUAUACCAGAGGUAUCUUCGCCGGCUUCGCAAGGAGCAGGGGCGGCCAGCGAGCGUCAUGGCGCAGACCAAGGCCUAG